Molecule: messenger RNA, 657 nt
Organism: Cladophialophora carrionii CBS 160.54
Lineage: Eukaryota; Fungi; Ascomycota; Eurotiomycetes; Chaetothyriales; Herpotrichiellaceae
Exons: 1
Coding region: 1-657 (218 amino acids)
Source: RefSeq, a predicted model, not a curated record
AUGCCACCAAGAGGCUCCAAAUCCACCAUCCCGAUCUUCAUCUUCCUGGGCCUCGUGCUGGUCUUUCUCCCCAUCGCUGCCCUGGUCUGCGUCUGUCUACAGCGGCGCCACCAGCGCAGACAGAUAGAAAACCCCCGAGCCGGGACCGCGCAUGCCGUGGCGGAGAGUAUGCACUGGUGGUCCAAGUCCUCGCCUAUCGAGAUGGGGGAUUUACAACCACCACCACCACCACCACCACCACCACCAGCGGCGGUGGCCAUCAGACCGAUUCGCGGCAUGUCCGUGGGGAAGAGGCCGACACACUACAUGCACGGCGCUCUAGGAGCACACGAAGAAAAUGAACACGGCAAUCCACGCGGACAGACCGCCCAAACGCCCACCAGAGUCGACGAGCACCACAGCCGCAACCAACCUCGUGUAGAAGCCAGGUCUCCUGCUGCGUGGAGUCCCUUUUCAGGUCCUUCACCUCUGCACAGCCCGCGGUAUGAUCUGCAAGCAGUAUUAGGAGGCGAAGACUCACCGGCCAGUGUUCGGACAGGUGGGGAGAGACAGGCUUCCCUGAGCGAAGCGCCCAGAGUGAAGAGUCAGAAGGUGAGCCCGCAAGAGGCUGCACUGGUAUAUCAUGCAGGCGAGAGACCGGCUGUGCCGGAGUUAUGA